Molecule: messenger RNA, 1254 nt
Organism: Rubroshorea leprosula
Lineage: Eukaryota; Viridiplantae; Streptophyta; Magnoliopsida; Malvales; Dipterocarpaceae
Source: the annotation of a GenBank genome assembly
CCACCUUUGGGCAGAUUAAGUAUCUCAAUCACUUAGCCAGAGUCACAAUAAUAUUGUUUCAAUGGAGUCUUCAUAUAUUUCUUCUGAUGUACUUUUCGAGAUUUUAUCUCGAGUAUCUCUCCAAACCUUAGGGAGGGGCAGACUGCUUUCCAAGGAAUGCAACAAACUCACGUACGGCUCCAAAUUCAUGCAACUUCAUUGUCAGAGAACUGGCACCGUCUCUGGUUUUUUCAUUCAAAGCUUUGUUAGGAACAAACACAUCUCCACGUUUGUGUCCUCGGACAACCCUCAUGCCUCCAGGCUAAUUAACCUUGAUUUUUUACCCCAUCCUGUGAAGAUCGAAGCUUGUGCAAAACAGGGGAUCUUGCUCUGUACCUCCCAAUACCCUCAACAAACUGAAUACUACAUCUGCAAGCCUACAACAAAACAAUGGCAAGUUUUGCCCAAUCCCAACCCUCAUUACUUCACAGAAAGAAUAGGCAUUAUGGUGGUUGCAUCGAAUCCUUUAAGAUACAAGAUAGUUCGAUUCUCGAAAUCCAACUAUUAUCCCAAGUUCCAUGACUCCUCCCCUUACAAUCUUCACUGUGAGAUUUUUGAUUCAGAAAACUGGACAUGGAAGCAGUCAAAAGAUGUAAACUUGCCAUUCUAUGAGCUGUUGGAUUUUAAACCAGCCAUAUCGGUGUCUGGUGCUCUUCAUUGGAAGACUAAUAGUAGAAAAAUAUUUUCCUUUGAUGUAGAAAAACAGAGCUGGGAAUUGAUUUCCUUGCCAAAACCGUUGUGCCAAACUGAAUGCUGCGAGCUUGUGGAAUAUGAAGGGAAAAUGGGUUUGAUCUGCUUGAAAAAGGACCAUUAUAUGGAGCUAUGGGUCAGAGAGGGGCACAGCCACAGGAGGAAAGUGUGGAGUAAAAGGCAUGGGAUGGAUAUGGAAGGUUUUGAAAGAGAGGAGCCAUUAUGUUGGGUCGAAGCUUUCUACAAUGCUGAUAUUGCUGUGAUCAGAGGUUUUUGCAAAGUGAUAUUUUACAACUUCAGGAAUGGUGACAGUGAUGCUGUGAGGUUGGAGAAGAUGUUUGGGAAUUACCACUUGUUCUUGUAUCAAUCAGAUUGGGAGCCUGUUAAUUUAAUGGGAAAGGAGCAUUCAAGAACACUAAGCCAGAAUCGUUAUUAAUCAUGUUAAAAAAAAAAGAAGUUAUUAUUAGUUUUUCAUUUUUUUUUUUUAGAGUUUGUAUGCACUGUAAAUAAAAUUUGAUGUUGUCU